AGAAAACUGACAGCAAUAGCGCCCGAAGGAGCAGCCUGACAGAAGCAGUUCAGACUGUGAGAAACAGAUGGCCUUGAGCGUGGCCGACAGAGCCAUCGGUGCCAUCAUUGGGGCAGCCGUAGCAGAUGCAGCUGCCCAACCGAUGCACUGGAUUUACAACCCAGACAGGCUGACAGAAGUUCUCUCCGAUCUAGAGCCCUGUCCAGAGUUUCGGCCUCAGUCAGCGAAUCCUUUUUACCGCAGGACGACGGGUGAGCAGACCUGCUAUGGAGACCAGGCCUACGUCCUGCUGGAGUCCCUGAGUCAGUGUGGAGAUGUGGAUGUGAAAGACCUGACUAAGCGCUUCUAUGAGUUCUUUGGACCAGGAACGGUGUAUGAUCUGCCCCUUAAUGAUCCCUACAGGAAAAAAGGAGGUCCGAAAGCUGUUCUUCCCAUUGAUGGUCCGUGGAGGAACGGUAGCUUGAAGGCUUUCUUAAGAAAUGUCGAUGCUGGAAAAGAAGAAUCAGGCUGCGACGUGGACUGCCAAAUGGACGGUGUCACCAAACUCGCUCCAGUGGUUGCCAUGUUCGCUGGGAGGCCUGACAUGCUGGAAAAAGUUGAGAGCGCCAUACGGGUCACCCAAAACAACGACAUGUGUGUGGCUGUGACUCUGGCUGCUGCAAGGUUCCUGGAGCAUUUCAUCCUGAAAGGCGACGAUCCCAAAGCUUUGGAUGCAGUUGUGGCUCAGUUGAAUGACCCCAACAGGUCCAACCCUCAGGAUCUGGACAGGGCUGUCAUUGCCCAUAUCAGCCAAGUGAAGGAGAACUUAGCCAAAGCGUCCCAUCAGCUCAUACCUGCUGUGUUCACCAACACAUGAGCUUUGCCCGGUGCAUUCCAGGGAGCGCUGCAUGCAGUCCUGACUCUCAGUCAGCUUGAUGAAGCAGUGAGGGACACCAUGCGCCGAGGGGGAUGCACCGCCAGCAGAGCCUCAUUCAUCGGAGCCUGUUUCGGGGCACAGACCGGAAUCCAGGGAAUUCCUGAAUCGUGGAGGAAGAGGACGUUCAGAUACCCUCUGCUGUUAGAGCUGGCUAAAAAUUUGGUCAGCAAACAGCAGCAAUUCUAGAUUAACAUCCCAUAAUCCCCUAAUUUGUGGGACGAAAUUAGCAAAUUUCAUUGAUACUAUUCAUUUCAACCCAUACUAAUUUGACAUUUUCUAACAAAGGCAGACAUUCCUGUCUUACAGAUAUGCUUUGACAUAGCAAUUCAUGACAGUUGCAUUUUAAAGUACCCUGCUGAGUGUAACUUGAAAAUAUUUGUUUUGUCAAAGCUUCAUUUUGUAAUAAAAAAGGGGAAUAAAAAAAUGUGUGUAA
Molecule: messenger RNA, 1349 nt
Organism: Cyprinodon variegatus (sheepshead minnow)
Lineage: Eukaryota; Metazoa; Chordata; Actinopteri; Cyprinodontiformes; Cyprinodontidae
Product: crystallin J1B-like
Exons: 10
Source: RefSeq, a predicted model, not a curated record